Molecule: messenger RNA, 6020 nt
Organism: Globicephala melas (long-finned pilot whale)
Lineage: Eukaryota; Metazoa; Chordata; Mammalia; Artiodactyla; Delphinidae
Source: RefSeq, a predicted model, not a curated record
GGCUUCCUCAUCUGUUACGUGGGAACAACAGUCAUCAUCAUCAUCAUUUAUUGAGAACUUGGUAAAAUGCCAGGUGAGGAGAGGCACGGAGGUGGAGGUGAUCAGACUGGAGUCACACGGCUAGUACACCCCUAGCUUCUUCACAGGUAUGUGGGAGGUACCUUAGUGGAACAAUGCGUGCCAAGUGCUUCUCAAGGUCCCUAACACGUACUUAGUGCUUAUGUAAUGUUAAACAUUGCCGUUUUUGUUGUUUUCAUCACUACUAUGAUUAGCUUGUUCAUUUAAGUGGCAUGUUGACUAACUUACUGUUAAAUCACAGGAUUCUAUUCAUUUUUCUUCAUCUCCAUGAUAAUAGUGUUUUUAAGGCCCUACUGUUAACAAAGUCAAAUUGUCAAGGUCUGGGGCUACCCUGGUGGCACAGUGGUUGAGAGUCCACCUGCCAAUUCAGGAGACACGGGUUCGUGCCCCGGUCCAGGAAGAUCCCAUCCGCGGCUGGGCCCGUGAGCCAUGGCCGCUGAGCCUGCGCGUACGGAGCCUGUGCUCCGCAACGGGAGAGGCCACAACAGUGAGAGACCCGCGUACCGCAAAAAAAAAAAAAAAAUUGUCAAGGUCUUACAUCUUUGAAAAAGCUGUCAUCCACAAUAUCAGUUUCAUAGAGAAAGUAGAAUAGUGGUUACUCGGGACCGAGAGGAAGGGGAAUGGAGAGUUAGUGUUUAAUAGGUACAGAGUUUCAGUUUGGGAUGGUGAAAAAGAUGUGGAGAUGGUUAGUGGUGAUGAUUCACAACAAUAUGAACGCACCUAACGAACUCUACACCUAAAAAAUGGUUGAAAUGGAAAAUUUUAUGUGAUGUGUAUUUUACACAGAAAAAAAAAAUCAAUGUAAUCUUAAAUAUUACUGCAAAGGCAUCAAAUUAAAUAUGAAAAACCAAGAGAGAAUAACAGAUAUUGCAGAGGUUAAAUGUGAUUUUCAUACAACAAAGCAACAGCCUUUUAAGGCUCCAUUAAAGCUAUUGGUGAGGACAGGUUUUAUGUUACUGAAUAUUACCUGCUUUCUGCUGCUACUGAGAAAUAAGGUGCCCUGAAAGUGUUCUUUGAACUUUCUGCCUACUUAUUUAAUUCUUACAACAAUCCUAUGAGAUAGCCGUUGAUAAUCCCUCUAUUUUUACAGAUGGAAGAGUUGAAGCACAGAGAUACUAAUAAUUUGUCUAAGAUUUCACAGCUAAUAUGUCACAGUUUCAUGAACCUAGACAUUUGGCCCCAGAAAUUACUCUCUUAACCUGGGUGCUUUACUCUCAAUUUCCGCCCUCCCCAGAAUCAGAAUCAUACCCUGAGAGCUACAGGAACUUGUAUGAGGGCCUGUGUGUGGUUGGGUGGCUCGUUCACUGCCCAGGGGCUCUUGGCUGAAGGGGUGAGUAGCAUCUGGAGUCCAGCCCAGGCUUUGCUCAUCAGGCCACCCUGAGGAAGCGGCACUGUUGCUGCUUCACAGUAAGCAGCCAUAUGGGUCAGUGACACCCUUGGCCAGACUCUGACGGCUUUUUUCUCCUUCCCCCAUUGUGCCUGCCCAAGACUCAGCGCUUCCCCAGAAGGAGGAGGACAAAAUGACCAAGCUCAAGGAGGCGGUGACCUUCAAGGACGUGGCUGUGGUCUUCACGGAGGAGGAGCUGGGGCUGCUGGACUCUGCCCAGAAGAAGCUGUACCAGGAAGUGAUGCUGGAGAACUUCCAGAACCUGGUCUCAGUGGGUGAGGAAGGGCACUCUGGGACUGAACAUCGCAUCAGCCCCUGUGGGCAUCAAUCAUUCACACCAGAUGUAAUAUCCCAGUUAAAGAGAGAAGAAAAGCUUUGGAUGAUAAAGAUAGCAACCCAGAGCCGUCACUCCUUGGGAGACAAGAAUCUAAAUGGCAUGGAGACUCUUCGGGAAGUUGGAUUAAGGUAUCUGCCACAUGAAGAGCUUUUCUGCUCACAAAUAUGGCAACAGGUUACAAAGGAAUUAACCAGGUGUCAAGAUUCCAUGGGAAAUAUUCAAGGAACUGGCUCUCAGAUGGAAAAACAAGGUGGCACACUCAGUAAAGAUGAGGAGUUUGGUAAAGACUUCAAUCAGACUUCACAUCUUCAAGUUCACCACAGAGACCACGCUGCAGAAAAACCCUACAAAGGGGUGGAGUGUGAGAAAGGUUUCAUACGGGACUCUCACCUUCAAAUGAACCAGACAGCCCACGUAGGAGAGAAGCCCUACAAGUGUGAAAAAUGUGAAAACGCCUUCCGUCGGCUUUCAAGUCUUCAAGCCCAUCAGAGAGUCCACAGUAGAACAAGAUUGAACAAAUAUGAUAUGUCGUGUAAGAGUUUCAGUCAGAGGUCAUAUCUUCGUCAUCAUCAGAGGGUCCUCACUGGAGAGGAUCCACACAGAUUUGAGGAGUGUGGGAGGAACGUCGGGAAAAGCUCACAUUGUCAAGCUCCUCCCAUAGCCCACACAUUGGAGAAACCCUAUAAAUGUGAGGAGUGUGGACUGGGCUUCAGUCAGCGCUCCUAUCUUCACAUCCAUCAGAGAGCCCACACAGGAAAGAAACCUUAUAAAUGUGAAGAGUGUGGGAAGGGCUUCAGUUGGCGUUCACGCCUACAGGCUCAUCAGCGAAUCCACACUGGGGAGAAACCCUACAAAUGUGAGGCAUGUGGCAAGGGCUUUAGUUACAGCUCACACCUGAACAUCCACUGUAGGAUCCACACAGGCGAGAAACCCUUUAAGUGUGAGGAGUGUGGGAAAGGCUUCAGUGUGGGUUCCCACCUCCAAGCCCAUCAGAUAAGCCACACGGGAGAGAAACCAUACAAAUGUGAGGAAUGUGGCAAGGGCUUCUGUCGGGCCUCAAACCUUCUGGACCAUCAGAGAGGCCAUAGUGGUGAGAAACCAUAUCAGUGCGAUGCAUGUGGAAAGGGCUUUAGUCGUAGCUCAGAUUUUAACAUUCAUUUUAGAGUCCAUACAGGAGAAAAACCCUAUAAGUGCGAGGAGUGUGGGAAAGGUUUCAGUCAGGCCUCAAAUCUUCUGGCCCAUCAAAGAGGCCACACUGGAGAAAAACCAUACAAAUGUGGUACAUGUGGGAAGGGCUUCAGCCGGAGUUCAGAUCUUAACGUUCAUUGUCGAAUCCACACGGGAGAGAAACCCUAUAAAUGUGAGAAGUGCGGGAAGGCCUUCAGUCAGUUCUCAAGCCUUCAAGUGCAUCAAAGAGUCCAUACCGGAGAGAAACCAUACCAGUGUGCAGAGUGUGGGAAAGGCUUCAGUGUGGGCUCACAGCUUCAGGCCCAUCAGAGGUGUCACACUGGAGAGAAACCCUACCAGUGUGAGGAGUGUGGGAAGGGCUUCUGUCGGGCCUCAAAUUUUCUGGCUCACCGUGGAGUCCACACAGGAGAGAAGCCAUACCGAUGCGAUGUGUGCAGUAAGCGCUUCAGACAGAGAUCAUACCUUCAAGCCCACCAGAGGGUCCACACUGGAGAGAAACCAUAUAAGUGUGAGGAAUGUGGUAAGGUCUUCAGUUGGAGCUCAUACCUUCAAGCCCAUCAGAGAGUCCACACAGGGGAAAAACCAUACAAAUGUGAGGAGUGUGGGAAAGGCUUCAGUUGGAGCUCAAGUCUUAUAAUUCAUCAGCGAGUCCAUGCUGGGGAUGAGGGUGACAAGGACUGUCCCUCAUCAGAGAAUACGUACAGCAAAGAACGAAUUCUGGGAAGUGUAGUCCAGAAAGCCCGGUGGACUCGUAGGCACUUCCGUUCCCGGAGUGGGCGGGUUGCCGGUGUAUUUUCUGUGGGCCCGUGCGUCUGUUCCGCGUCUCGCUGGCCCUUGCGAGCUUCCUGUGUCUCCACUUGGGACGCGCAACCACCUGGCAAUCGAUUUAGGGGAAAAGAAUCCUCGGCGGAGAAUGCAGACACUCUGCCAGGUGCAGUUCUGACCUCCCAGGAUCUGUGUAACUCAGGACUGUGCCCAUCCCCAGACACAGGAGGAAACAUGACCAUGUUCAAGGAGGCGGUGACCUUCAAGGAUGUGGCUGUGACCUUCACGGAGGAAGAGCUGGGGCUGCUGGACUCCACCCAGAGGAAGCUGUACCAGGAAGUGAUGCUGGAGAACUUCCGGAACCUGGUCUCAGUAGAAGGAAAGAUCCAAAGUGAGAUGGAGACUGUUUCAGAAGCAGGACCACAUGAAGAGCUUUCCUCCUGGCAGAUCUGGCAACACAUUGCAAGUGACUUCACCAGGUGUCAAGACUCCAUGAUAAAAAGUUCUGAAUUCCACCAACAUGGUGACUCAUCUGGCCAGGUUGGGGCAGGAUUCUCUGAAACUCACACAGGCCAGAAACCUUAUCAGUGUAAUGAAUGUACAAGAUCUUUCAGUGAUGUCUCCAACUUUGAUCUUCAUCAACAAAUACACCCAGGAGAGAAGUCUCAUACAUGUGGUGAGUGUGGAAAAAGCUUCUGUUACAGCUCAGCACUUCGCAUUCAUCAGAGAGUUCACUCGGGAGAGAAGCGCUAUAAGUGUGAUGAGUGUGGCAAGGAGUUCAGUCAGAGCUCACAGCUGCAAGCUCAUCAGAAAGUCCACACUGUAGAGAAGCCAUUCAGAUGUGAGCAGUGUGGGAAAGGCUUCAGUCGUAGGUCAACACUUACUGUUCAUUGUAAAUUACAUAUGGGAGAGAAGCCUUAUAAUUGUGACCAAUGUGGAAGGGCCUUCAUUCAUGCUUCACAUCUUCAGGAACAUCAGAGAAUCCACACUGGGGAGAAACCGUUCAAAUGUGAUAUAUGUGGUAAGAACUUCCGCCGUAGAUCAGCCCUUAACAGUCAUUGUAUGGUCCACACUGGAGAGAAGCCAUACAAAUGUGAUGAGUGUGGGAAGUGUUUCACUUGUAGCUCAAAUCUUCAUAUCCAUCAGAGGGUCCACACAGGAGAGAAACCUUAUAAAUGUGAGGAGUGCGGUAAGUGCUUCAUUCAGCCUUCACAAUUUCAGGCCCAUCGGAGAAUCCACACGGGAGAGAAACCGUAUGUCUGUAAAGUGUGUGGUAAGGGCUUCAUUUACAGUUCAAGUUUUCAAGCCCAUCAGGGAGUCCACACAGGAGAGAAACCAUACAGAUGCAGUGAGUGUGGGAAGCACUUCAGGAUGAAAAUCCAUUAUCAAGUUCAUCUGGUCAUCCACACAGGAGAGAAACCCUAUAAAUGUGAGGUAUGUGGGAAAGGCUUCCGUCAGAGUUCAUAUCUUAAAAUCCAUCAGAAGGCCCACAGCAUAGAGAAACCUUACAAGUGUGAGGAGUGUGGGCAGGGCUUCAAUCAGAGUUCACGACUUCAGAUCCACCAGCUGAUCCAUACUGGUGAGAAACCAUACAAAUGUGAAGAGUGUGGGAAGGGAUUUAGUCGUAGAGCAGAUCUUAAAAUUCACUGCAGAAUCCACACCGGAGAGAAACCAUAUAAUUGUGAGGAAUGUGGGAAGGUUUUUAGUCAGGCAUCUCAUCUUCUGACCCAUCAGAGAGUCCACAGUGGAGAAAAACCAUUCAAAUGUGAAGAGUGUGGGAAGAGCUUCAGUCGGAGUUCACACCUUCAAGCCCAUCAAAAAGUCCACACUGGAGAAAAGCCAUACAAAUGUGAGGAGUGUGGGAAGGGCUUCAAGUGGAGCCUGAACCUCGACAUGCAUCAGAGGGUCCACACAGGAGAGAAACCAUAUAAGUGUGGGGAGUGUGGGAAGCACUUCAGUCAGGCCUCAAGUCUUCAGCUUCAUCAGAGUGUCCACACUGGAGAGAAGCCGUACAGGUGUGAUGUGUGUGGUAAAGUCUUUAGUCGGUCUUCACAGCUUCAGUAUCACAGGCGAGUUCAUACAGGGGAGAAACCUUACCAGUGUGAGACGUGUGGUAAAAGCUUCAGUUGGCGCUCCAAUCUUGUAAGUCAUCACAAAAUGCAUACUGGGGAUACAUUUUAUGAAAGCAGCGAGAGUGGUAAGAACAUCAAGGAACUGUCAGAGGAAAGAAGUUCUACAAAAUGAUGUUUUCAAAAAAGUGCAACG